AUGGCUUACGACUAUCCUUCCACGCAGCCAUCAUCCCCUAUUACGGGCUUUUUUCCUGUCGGGCCCGCGGCUCCAAACGCGUUUACGUCGUUCCACCAGUCACCGCGUGAUACCCAUGCGAUGUACGAGGCAGCCUCGCAGGGAUUCACUAAACAAGCUCCCGCGCGGGGUGGCGCGCAGAGCAAGGGGCAGAGUGGACAAGGCGCGGGUUCACUGAAGAAGCUCAUGUGCUUCAAGUGA
Sparassis crispa is the source of this 240-nucleotide messenger RNA. RefSeq lists its product as hypothetical. Lineage: Eukaryota; Fungi; Basidiomycota; Agaricomycetes; Polyporales; Sparassidaceae. The record is from RefSeq and is a predicted model, not a curated record. The coding region runs from base 1 to 240 and encodes 79 amino acids. The transcript has a single exon.